Messenger RNA from Sabethes cyaneus, 3418 nucleotides. RefSeq names its product leishmanolysin-like peptidase (gene Invadolysin). The record is from RefSeq and is a predicted model, not a curated record. Lineage: Eukaryota; Metazoa; Arthropoda; Insecta; Diptera; Culicidae. Gene Ontology annotation, molecular function: metalloendopeptidase activity. Gene Ontology annotation, cellular component: cytoplasm; membrane. The transcript has 8 exons. The coding region runs from base 375 to 2486 and encodes 703 amino acids. Gene Ontology annotation, biological process: cell adhesion; proteolysis.
AGCUAUCGUGAGAUAUUAUUACACCUAUCCAAUAAAGUUGAUCGCGCGUGUUGAAGAGCUUCAGUUAAGUAAACGCGCUCGUACAGACCGGUUGAUGUUUGCACUUUGUUUUCGUCGGGUCGCCCAUUACUUUCGGUGGUGAAUGCUACUAUUUUGCUUUGUUUUCGCUUUCAGUUGAUUAUAAGUAACCGAGCUCGGGUGCGAUGAUUGAAGAAAUUAUGUUAUUUUCGAAUGAAAGUUCCAAAGGAAGGAAGAAAAAGUGAACAAGGUCGUUUCAUUGACGUGUGUGUUUUCUGGAUUAUUAUAAAGUGUUGUGCUAUUAAAACCAUUCAUUAAUUUCUGUUCAAGCCUGGAAGUGAACUUUGCUGAAAACCAUGAAAUUUUGUGCACGCGAAAACAUAAACCAUGUUUUGAAGCAAUUUUUCUCUACGCGACUGCUGACCGCACGUGGAUUGUUGUUGGUCGUGUUAUAUUGCUUCAUUCUGGAACCGGUGCAUGGUGAACCAUCGUCUAACAUUUACCAUGAUGUAUCGCAUAGGAGUCAUGACAAACAUUGCCGUCAUCAGCAUCCCAAAGCGCAUGAGGUAAUACAUGGAGUGCAACUGGAACCUAUUCAUGUGAUACGAAAACGUAGCAUUGAUCAACCGCUGAGGAUACUUCUAGUUUACGAUGAAUCUGUGUACCGAUUAGACUCCGAUAAAUUCGCUCUAAUCAAUGAUACGAUACUGCCGGAAGCCGUUCGGUUUUGGGAGCAAGCUUUGAUGGUGCGACAAACUAAAGAGAUUAUAAGACUUAAUCGCAAGUGCGAAAGUAGCCAGGUGUUCGUAAAAAACUCGCUCACCUACUGCAUCGAUUCAUGCAAACCCGUUACGCUAUGCGGAGAGGUGCAAGUGCCGGAAGACCAUUUGGAUGUGUGCCGUGUUUGCAAUUCCACUGGUCAAGAUUGCCGUGAAGAUGGCAGCACAAUUGCAGGCAGAGGAAUAUCGAACGCUGAUUUCGUGUUCUAUGUGUCCGCACGGCAAUCUGAGCGUUGCCAUAAAGGGUUGACGGUAGCGUACGCCGCCCAUUGCCAACAAGAAGCGGCUCUAGAUCGACCUAUCGCUGGCCAUGCAAACCUAUGCCCGGAAAGCAUUAACACUAAACCACAGGAGCUGCAAACGCUGCUUUCCACUGUGAAGCAUGAAAUUCUCCAUGCGCUCGGGUUCUCCGUAAGUUUGUAUGCUUUUUUUCGAGACGACGAAGGGAAUCCUCGAACUCCCAGGAAGCCAGACACUGGAAAACCAUAUCUGAAUGAAAAGCUGCAAAUACACCAGUGGAGUGAUCAGACCAUCAGAAAAGUGACGAGAAACGAUUGGGCAGUGCGUGGAGGGUACAUCAAUAGGACGGUUGAUAUGAUGAUCACUCCAAGGGUGGCAAAGGAGAUUAGAGAUCAUUUUAGUUGCCAGAAACUGGAAGGAGCUGAAUUGGAAGACCAGGGUGGAGAAGGCACCGCAUUGACACACUGGGAGAAACGUGUGCUGGAGAAUGAGGCAAUGACAGGCACACAUACGCAAAGUUCAGCUUUCUCGCGAAUCACUCUGGCACUGAUGGAAGAUUCGGGGUGGUAUAGAGCCAAUUACAGCAUGGCUUCUCCGCUCACAUGGGGCAGAGGGUUAGGCUGUAAUUUUGCAAUGAGAAGUUGUAAAGAUUGGAUCACCUCAAACAAUGUCAGAGGACGAUCCAUUCAUCCAUUCUGUGCAAAGGUAAAGCGUGAUCCUCUCCAGACGGAAUGCACGGAUGAUAGAAGUUCAGUAGCAUUGUGCAACUUGAUACGCCACGACAGUCCGUUACCCCGGCAGUAUCAGAAUUUCGACGCACUGGCUCACGUACCCACGGGUGACGAAGCGUACUACGGUGGAUCGGUUUCAUUGGCGGACCACUGUCCAUACAUACAGGAAUUCACCUGGAGAAGUCGGAAUGUGGUCGUGCGGGGUUCGCAGUGCCAAUUCGAUGAUAACAAUCCAAAACCUGAGAAAAACUUUGCACUGGAAUCGUACGGUCAAGAUUCAAAAUGUUUCGAUCACAGUGAGCACAUGUGGGAAGAAAGAUCAUGUCGACAAACACGUGAAUGGCAACAUUGGGGCUCAGGCUGUUAUCGGUAUAAAUGCGAGCAUGGACGGUUGCACAUAAUCAUCGCCAACUAUUCGUACGAGUGCUUCUAUGCUGGACAGGAACUGAACGUGCGUCUCAUGGCUGGCGGGUGGUUACACAAAGGAGCUGUUAUCUGUCCGUCAUGUAAGGAGAUGUGCAACUCGAUAUUCGAGCAGCGAGGAGAACGGUGCAAAGCUAGCGAGGAAGCACCGUUAGCAAACUAUUAUCCAAAGCACCAGCUAAAAUGCAGUGCUGCGAGUGUAAAGCAUUCCACUAAUAAAUUCCUUGUCUCGAUUUCGUCAGUUAUAGUUAGCCUUAUACUUUUAUUGCGGUUGCGAAGACAAUUUUUGUUUUGAUAAGUAUUAUGUAUUAUGUGUAGCUUUAAUUUAUGAAAGUCUAACGUCACGUGAUAAUGUUUUUUUUUCUGUUUGAUGCACGACAGAAGCUUUUAUUUAGGUGUAUCAUUUGAUAGUCACAAGGUGUGUAAAUUGUAUGUAAAUAGGCUAAAUCCGUACUCGAUUCCAAUAUUACGCGACUAAAGAUGUGUAUAUAAUAAGGUAAGCAAAAGACAGCUACAGGAAAUUGAACGAACAGCGAGAUAGAUCUCACACCACAACUUUUUUUUACAAAGAUACCGACAGAUCCACGUAGCAUAGUAUCUAAGUAGCAAGUUUUUCAAUUAUCGUUCUUAGUUUAAAACAACAUCAGCUAUUGGACGAUAACAUCAACACUAAUCGACCAAAUCGAAGUUUCUUCUACCAAUUGAAUCCUAUUUAAAGAAGUGAAUAGUAAUGGUUUUAGACAUGUUUGGUGUUUAUUGAAAGCCUGGAUAUGUUUAAGUUUUCUUAGGAGAAUGUUAAGAAUUAUCAGCACUCAAGCAACCACCCUUACACAUUGCUUACUCAUAUUCUGUACUCACCUUCACCACUCAAAGUGUACAAGGGGCAUGUGGCUUGUAAUAACAGAUUUAGGUUUUGUUUAGCCUUCCCUCGUUUAGCUAGAGUAUGGUCUAGCAGUACUGGACGCAUGGAAAGAGUGCGCAGAAUGGAGGCCUCUAUUAGAAACCAAAAAUGUUUAAAACGUACAGUUUUUACUUCUCCAAACUUGGUACAAUUGGGAAUACCCUCGUUGACGAGUGUAAAAUAUCGUGCCGUAAAGCUGAAGUGUUCCUUAACAUGGUGCCGUCAUAAUUUGGUUUAAAGUAAUCUAGUGAGGUAGGAAUCGCAUGUGAAACUGCCAAAGUUUUAAUGAUCGAACAAAGUUUGUCACAUUAAAUAAAAACGAAAAU